Messenger RNA from Purpureocillium lilacinum, 1017 nucleotides. Lineage: Eukaryota; Fungi; Ascomycota; Sordariomycetes; Hypocreales; Ophiocordycipitaceae. The record is from RefSeq and is a predicted model, not a curated record.
AUGCAGCACUGUGACUUACUUGCGGUACUUGCCAUGCUGUACCUGCAUUGUUCGCGGGCGCGUUGCGACGCCCCCGCCCCGGUACGAGGGUACCUCGCCGAUUCUUCAGGAACUGUACCUGCUGUACCUCGCGUUGCCGAGCUGGCUGGAGAGGUGCUGGGGCCACCACCAGCACCCGAGCCGACGCAUGGCCGGCCCCCCGGUGUGGGCGGCGGGCGGGCGGGCGCAACCCUUGGACGCCCGGGCGCCCUGGCGCUUCCCAGGCCCGGCAACGCCCAGCGCAGGUUCACCUGGACGGUGGGUGGCCCAGCGAGCGCCCCAGUGGAUACGGCACCUUCAAAACGGGAAAAACGCGAGCCCCGCCGGGCCCCAGCGGCCCAGGCGCCUUCCCUGGUGUCUCCAGUGGUCUCCAGAGUGGUCCGUGACGUGCUACUCCACUUUUUCCGGCCUCGCUCCCUGCCUGGCUCCUGCGGCCUGGUGCUGGCUCCUGCUGCUAGGGCCGCCCGAAAGCUGAUCAACAAAAUCAUCGCCCAGUCCGCCUGCGCGCCUCGAGCGAAUUUGUCGCUUCUUUCCUUCUCACCUCCCAGUCCUGCUUCCCAGCCAUUGUACGGUCCGCACAAGGUAAAAAUUCCUGCCCUUACGGUCCCCCGAUUGUCGCGAGCCGCCCACGAUACCUGCCUUCGACUGCCACGAGCCCCUGCCAUCCGUUGCCCUGCCUCUGCCCCGGGUCUCUGCGUUGGACUGCCCGCUGUCGGUGCCGGCAGCGCCCGGCACGCCCGGGGUCCCUCGUCGUUGCCGCCUCCGAGGCCUGUUCAAUUGAAGGGCCUGUCGUUCAGUUUUUGGGCGAGCGCACUCGAACUGUCUUGCGCGGCGUCUCGGCCGGCUGAUGGCAAUGUCGUCACAAUGGCAAUUGGAUCCCGUGGGCUCGGCUCAGCCAAUUGGCACAGUCGGCGGCUCGCGAUCAUUCGAGGCCUCGUCCCGCCCGAUUCGGACGACUUCAUUGUGCGUGUAAGCUAA